Mollisia scopiformis is the source of this 422-nucleotide messenger RNA. Its product is annotated as putative cytochrome c oxidase subunit 6B. NCBI's taxonomy places the organism in Eukaryota, Fungi, Ascomycota, Leotiomycetes, Helotiales, Mollisiaceae. Gene Ontology annotation, cellular component: respiratory chain complex IV; mitochondrion. The record is from RefSeq and is a predicted model, not a curated record. Bases 55 to 312 code for a protein of 85 amino acids. The transcript has 4 exons.
CCCUCAUUAAGACACCAAACUUCUUUAAACAACAUCUCGAAUUCAAUCGCCAAGAUGUCUGACGGAGAUCGUGAGACCAAGCCCUUCAAGUUUGUGACUGGCUUCGAUGCCCGCUUCCCAAACCAAAAUCAAACGAAGCACUGCUGGCAAAACUAUGUCGAUUACCACAAGUGCAUCCUAGCUAAGGGCGAGGACUUCGCUCCAUGCCGUCAAUUCUUCUUGGCCUACCGAUCAUUGUGCCCAAGUGCUUGGUGCGAGAGAUGGGACGAUCAGCGUGAAAACGGAACCUUCCCAGCACGUCUCGAUCAGUAAAGGAAAUCGGCGGUUGUGAAAUAGAGGUUCACUGGGCGACAGAUGACGGAAAAAGGAGCAGUUUCAUACGGGCUGUGUACCAUAUAAGUCAUUGAGGCGAAUUGAUAGAU